Rotaria sp. Silwood1 is the source of this 474-nucleotide messenger RNA. Lineage: Eukaryota; Metazoa; Rotifera; Eurotatoria; Philodinida; Philodinidae. The record is from the annotation of a GenBank genome assembly.
AUGGGAAAACUUGGUGAAACAACGAAGAGUAUGCCAUGUUUUCGAUUACAUUUUUUUAAAGCUAUAUUGACGUGCAUUUAUUUUGUUGCAGGUUAUGAUUAUCGAGCAGAUGCAUUGUUGUCUUCUUUAUUAGGAAAAUCAAUACAACAUGUCCAUCGAUAUGCAGCUUUUAUGCAAACUAUGAAAUUUGGAUUUGAUAUAUGUAUUGAAUAUAUUGAUCGUUAUAAACAAUUUCCGUCGUCUGGAAGUAUUGAUGAAACUUUUAUUGAACGCAUUGAGAGCAUUUUUCAUGAACUAUUUUGUGAACAAGCUAAUGUUGAUAAAGUAAUUAUUGAUCAAGUUGUUCUUCGACCGAUUGAUCUUGUUUCUGGCUUAGUUCAACAAAUGAAAAUUUUAAUGGAUGAUACUAAUGCACCAAUAUGGAGCGAAAACCAAGCAAGACCGAUGGAUGUAUUACCCAUCAAUAAUAUCUAG